UUUGGUUGCCAUAGUAACGAAAAGCCCAACACAAACACCCUUGAUCAGUGAUCACAGAGACCGGAGUGCAUGAAUUACAAAUCGUGAAUUGUUGUCAUGUUAGUUCUAAUUUCAUGACUAUAAAGUGAAUUGAAAAGUGAAAAAAUUGUGCUAUCACAAGGUGGUAAACCACGGAGAACGUAAGAAGAGACUAUUUGUAAAAAGCACAGUGGAAGACGCAGGAGGAAUACCUGAGACAUCAGAAAGAAGAGACAUGAAUUUAAAUGACUUUGUGGUGCUUCCUAACAACAAGGCCAAAUCCAUCAAGCUCAAUGCCAGGAACCUGCAAGAACUGCACUUGGAGACGGUGACUCUGGCCCAGGAGAGCAAAGAGAUGGAGGACAAACUGCAACAGCUAAAAGAGAGCAUGAGUAAAGAGAAGGAGGAAAGAGGGCAUUCUGGAGGGUUUAGAUGGAAGUCUGGACAGUGUGGUUCUUUAAACAGCAUUGCUCUCACAAACGGCGCCAAGAAGAACAAGGAGAACCGAUUCCAAAAGCUGUCAGCAGGAAAGGUGAAAAUCCGAGUGCUGAAGGAUGAGCCACUGUCAGCCCCACCUCAGCCACCGCCUCCACCUCCACCCGAAAGUAAUCUUUGGACAACAAGAAAAAACAGGCUGAAGGGAACAUACUGUGGACAAUGUGAAGUCAAGACUGCAGGACUAAUGUGUGCUGAAUGCACAGAGGACUACUGCGUUGGCUGCUUUACCAAAUUCCACCAGAAGGGAGCACUGAAGCUCCAUAGAAUGAUCCCUAUUCAGAAAGAUUUACAGACCCAUGUGAGCACUCGCGAUGUGGUCAACUGCUUCCAGAAACAGAUUAACCCUAGCUCCCAUCCCAGGACCUUUAUUCAUCCUAAUCCCAGUCCCAACUCUUAUGCAAUUACUAGAAGAGGAGAUCAGAGCUCAGAAAAAGGAACAGAGGCUGUGGCAAAACCUAUGCAAUUGCACCCUAAUUCAAGCCAGGUGUUGGAUGUAUACCGUAGAGACGAGGAAAAGGUGGAAAUGAUUGAAGAGGGUCAGGAUGAGUCUCUUUUUAGAGGAGAGUACAAUGAGGAGGAGUCUGCGAGAUCUUUCCAGGAAGCUGUGAAACAGUGGAGAGGAGAGAAGAGUGAGGAACCCACCAGUGAGGAUGCAAUGUGGACACCCGUCCGACCAGUAUCAGUGUCAGCUAUGGCGACCCAGGCUGACCUCGCUCCAGACAGAGGAGAUGAAGGACGAGGACGAGCAGGGGGAGAAGGGAGGGUACCUGUCAGGGUGGAGUUCACAGAAAACAGCCUUACCUACAUGGAUAGAUUGCUUCUCAAGAAGCACCGCAGAACACCAAUCGAAACGUCUCGUCCAUCGUUGUCCUUCAGUACAGUUUCAAAAUCACUACCUAGCACAAAUACGGGGGAGAACACUGCAAGCAGCCUAACAGCUCAGGAGGAGGAUUUUCGACGCUACUGUGCAUCAUUGUUUGCUGUCCCUGUCAGCAGGGGCAGGACUGAGCCUCAGAUUACUUCACCUGAACUGUGCCUCGUCAUAGAAGUCCUGGAUGAUAGAGACAAAGAUGGGAUUUUUGUUGCUGAACAGAGGACAGACAACAACAGAAAGGUUCCCUCUGUUCAGCAGGUCCUCAGUAAGCCAACACUUGUGCCCCAAGUGGGCUUAAUUAACGGUGGGUCCUCAAGAGUCAGCUACUCUUCUCAGCUCAGUUCAGCACAACCAUCCAGGCAGUCUCGAGCACCAGCACAACCCAAAGCAGCUCACACGCUCCAUCUAUCUGUGCCUCAGACUUCACAAGCAGAAUACUCUAUGAAAUCAUCGUCCACUAAAAGUAAGCCAUCUGCGGGCACCACUGCUGAGAAUUCAAGGACUUCACAAACAUCAAUCAAGACACCAACCUCAAUGUCACAAAAGCCCAAUUACCCUCCCAUUGUCCAUAAAUCAAAGCCCGACUGUGGAUCAAUAACAUUUUUGUCCUCCCCCUCCCUAGCGCAUUCCCAAACCGAGAUCCCUGUCCCGUAUCUACCUGAUAUUUCUCAUUUGGCUAGUACCAGACCUCCGAUUCCAGAAGAGCAUUUCUCCCCUUCUCCAUCCAUAUCCUUCUCCCUUAGGUCUACGUUCACAGUCUCACCAUCAAGCUCCACUGAGUCAACCUUGUUGCCCAAUGUUUUCCAAUCAACCCAAUUACAAAAAGGCUCGGACCCAUCUCUCAUACCAGAACAACCCCAAUCUCCCCAGUUAUUCCAAGAACCAAUCUCAUCACUGAAGCCUUCCCAAUUGCCCCCAAGCAAUCUGGAGUCCCCAAGGCAAUCCAAACAUUCCUGCUGUGACACUGAGUCUGUCCUAUCAAAGAAGAAUAUCCAUCUGCCAAUGUCACCUGUAUCUUUCAGUCCAAACCCACCACCAAAACCAUUGGAACCAAGUCCCCCUGUAAAAACCCUAUCCAGUUUAUCUCUAUUUAACAAGUCCCCUCCAGAUGCUUAUUCUAGUCAGUGGUCAACUCUAAAAACAGAGGCUUCUCCAAUUUGUAUGGCCUCUACCCCCAUCUCUGGACAACAUGAAUCAACUCAGCAUAUGCAGUGUAUCCUAUCACUUCCAUCACAUUUCUUAGAUGACAUCAAGUAUCCCCCUUUAGCUGUGAAAAUGGAAGAGAACGAGGAGCUAUCCACGGACAGUAGUGAUGAAAUGUCCAGUGAUAGCUUGGGUCUGGGUCCACAUGAGGAAGACUCGUCAGAUGAAGAAGCACAGAUGCACGGACGUUUUACGGGAGGAAGAUCCAGUGAAGAGGAGCAAGGGAAUCCUGCCACAUCUCAUACAGAAGAUCCCUUUGUUCCUGCAGAUGCAGACGGAGAAAAGGAUUUGCAGACUGAUGAGCAAGAACAGCUGUCAGAACCAUCCAUGGAGGACACUUGCGCAGGAAGAACAGCUAACCCACCACGCCGUUGUGAGAUGCUUUCACCAGCUCCAGGGGUGAUGAGUUCUGGGUCUAGAUCAGAACAGUUCUGUGACCUGGAUGGGUUCCCCCCUCUGGGUUUGGAGAUAAAUUCUGGUCACUCCGAAACACCAAAGCACACACACUGUGACCCGCUGCACAACUGCCUAACUCCACAGCAGGAUUCAGACCCAACAGGAUCAGAGGACUAUGAGCCAGGCAGCACCCUUACUACCGACACUGAGGAACACCAGGUUUUUAGAGUGAUGGACAACCACCUGCUGCUAACUGGAAGUCAAUUUCACUCAACCAGACCCUCCAAGAGGGGAGAAAUAUCAGUAAAUAAACUAGGAACAUCUGGGUCAGAGUCUAGCCUGUCUGGCAAGUCCACACCAACUGUGUCUCACCGUCCAAAGACAAACCCAAGCCGUCUCUCUUCACCUAUCUCUCCCUCCCUCUCUCAUUUCCCCUCUCCUCCCCUCUCCGCCUCCCUGUCCCGUCCUACAUUGGGCUCCAAAUUUGGUCCAGAGUUUCGUUCCUUUUCCCGGGCAGCCCAGGAGAUCAUGGAGAUUUGCAGUGUGGACCAGACCGGCUGUGAGGACCCUGACUUGGACAUUGACACGACUGCACACACACUCAACAGUCUGGAGGAGGAACUAAUGGUUCUCAUGGCCAAUGAAACAGGGACGCAGGCUUCAGUAUUUGGUACAGGAAACAGUGGAACUCAAGAUCAGCAUGGACGUCAUCGUUUCACACAGGGAAGAACCAGCGAGGGACAAAAGGAUGAGGAGGAGGCGGCGGCUGCACAGAGAGACCGGCAGAGUGUCCACUCUCUACCCUGAGAUAGUCACACACACGCACAUUAACACACAUCUGCUUGUUAAAUAAGAAAAAGGCAGACACAUAGAGAUACAAGUGACAAAGUGAGCAAAAACACACAAAGGAUUACAAUGGAUGUUAUUUAAAUUGUGUUGACAUGGUGCAGCGGCUCCCGCAGAUACCCCGAAUAUUAAAACCAACGGGAAACCUUGUUGUGCAAAUAGAUGAAAAGAAAAAUGUAAUGCUUUAAAAA
Molecule: messenger RNA, 4026 nt
Organism: Etheostoma cragini (Arkansas darter)
Lineage: Eukaryota; Metazoa; Chordata; Actinopteri; Perciformes; Percidae
Gene: zbbx
Product: zinc finger, B-box domain containing
Exons: 22
Coding region: 254-3796 (1180 amino acids)
Biological process (GO): cilium movement
Cellular component (GO): motile cilium
Molecular function (GO): zinc ion binding
Source: RefSeq, a predicted model, not a curated record